Cylindrotheca closterium is the source of this 993-nucleotide messenger RNA. The record is from the annotation of a GenBank genome assembly. Lineage: Eukaryota; Bacillariophyta; Bacillariophyceae; Bacillariales; Bacillariaceae.
AUGGCGGUGACAUUCGUUGCGCUUCUGUUGUCUCUGGCCAUUGGGAUGGUGCAAGGGGAGGGCGUUUAUGUUGGUGGAUACCAAUUCGCAAUGGCAGAUUGUCCGAAUAGGUGCCUCACGCACGACACAAUACAAAACCGUGUGGAACUGGCGGACUGUAGGACUGGUGGAAACCAUAAAGCUUGGGAGCUGAACUACUCUUGCGGGAAACACAGAGAACUCAAAGGAUUCUUUCAAAUACGGAACGUUUUGAACAACAAAUGCAUUGCUGAUCCCGAAGACUGUGCUAUCUGCAAUAAAGACGUUUCCCUUGUUGAUUGUGAGAGUGAGAGAGCCGCAUGGUUCAGUCAUGGACAUUUACACAAGACUGCACCGAAAGCAUAUAGCCUGUACAGUGCGAGAUGUUGGCUGAACGAAGGUCAAGUUAGAGUGUUGGCAACACCGAGUUUGGAGUCAAAGACAUGCCCCGAAGACUUUGCCGCCGGCGCCUGUGACCGACUUGAAUGGAAUGCUGACCACUACAGUAGGGAUAUCGUAUACUAUGAAUGGUCGUUCAAUGAAAUCAAGACCGAGUGCGAGUACGACAUUUUCGCGAACGGACAUAUUGGCACUGAACAAGAUAGCGGCCCUGUUGGCAGUAUACCAAGUGGGUCACCAGGACAAGAACAGGAGCAAGGACAAGAGCAAGGACAAGAUCAAGAUGAGAUCACUGUUGACGGCAUUGACCUUGACAAUAAUGAAGAACAAGUAACUUCAGCCGCAGCCAACAACGAGGAUCAACAAGGAGAUGGCACUCGCAACACAAUCAUCGGAGCAUCCUGUGCUGCUGGUGCCUUAUUGGUAGCGGGCCUAUGGAGAAAGAGGAGACGACAAGUCAGAACGAGAAGUAGAAUUAUACAAGACGGUGUCGUGGAGGACGAUGAUGUUGAUAGCCAUGCAGCCUUCGAAGUCGAAAUAGAAUAUGAAUACGAAGACGAAGUUCUAUCGACGUAG